Messenger RNA from Brugia malayi, 186 nucleotides. The record is from the annotation of a RefSeq genome assembly. Lineage: Eukaryota; Metazoa; Nematoda; Chromadorea; Rhabditida; Onchocercidae.
CCACCUGCUGUAUGGUCUUUUGUCACGUGUUUCUUGCAUGAAUUUAAAGAUGGCAGCGAAUUUUAUAAUCUUUUGUUGUAUUUUGCUUGCAUAAUGUCUGCAAAUUUCGUGAAGGCGUUUCUGAUUUUACCGUUAUUUAUGUGGUGCUGUAAGGGCAUAUCAUCAAUUCAAGCACUAAAUGGAGUC